Molecule: messenger RNA, 3613 nt
Organism: Melopsittacus undulatus (budgerigar)
Lineage: Eukaryota; Metazoa; Chordata; Aves; Psittaciformes; Psittaculidae
Gene: USP43
Product: ubiquitin specific peptidase 43
Exons: 15
Coding region: 1-2817 (938 amino acids)
Biological process (GO): protein deubiquitination
Molecular function (GO): cysteine-type deubiquitinase activity
Source: RefSeq, a predicted model, not a curated record
AUGAGCGCGGCGCGGAGCGGCACCGGGCGGCGGAGGGGGGGCGGGAGCCCGGCGGGGCGGCGGCGGCAGGGGCUGCGCUCGCUGGGCAGCCUGGCGGGGAGGCUGCUGCGCACCUGGGCGCGCCUGGCGGGGGGCCGCGGGCCGCGCCGAGCCGCGCCCGAGGACGAUGAGGGCGGGUUCCGGGGGGGCGGCCACGGGGGCGAGAGGCGGCGGCGGCGGCCCGGGGAGCCGGCCGCGGGGGGCGGCGGGGAGCGGCCUCCGGGCGCGCAGGGGCUGCGGAACCUGGGCAACACGUGCUUCAUGAACGCGGUGGUGCAGUGCCUCAGCAACACCGCGCCGCUCGCCGAGCUCCUGGCUCUGGGCCGCUACCGCGCCCGCGGGGCCCGCGCCGAGGUGACCCACCGGCUGGCGGCCCUGGUCCGCGCCCUCUGGACCCGCGACUACACACCGCAGCUCUCCGCCGAGUUCAAGAACAUUGUCUCCAAGCACAGCGCCCAGUUUCAGGGCAAUGCGCAGCACGACGCCCUUGAGUUCCUGCUCUGGCUGCUGGACCGCAUGCAUGAGGACCUGGGCGCCGCUUCCCUGGCCCCACAGACCUGUGUCUCCGAAGAGCCUAGUGAGGAUGGGAGUGGUGCCGACAGCUCCUCACCAGCCACCCAGCAUCCCCAUGGGCAGAGCUUUGUGCAGAGCCACUUCCAAGCUCAGUACAGGUCCUCCCUGACAUGCCCGCACUGCCUGAAGCAGAGCAACACCUUCGACCCCUUCCUGUGCAUCUCCCUGCCCAUCCCACUGCGCCAGACCAGGGCUCUCAACGUCACCCUGGUGCUGCAGUGCGAGCGCUGGAGGUUCGUGCGCGUGGGGCUGGCUGUGCCCCUGUUGGCCACCGUCGCUGAGCUGCGGAGGAUGGUGGCGCGGGAGGGAUGCAUCCCUCCAGAGCAGGUGAUCCUGGCCGAGGUGUCCCCGCAGGGCCUCCUGCGCUCCCUGGGUGAUGCAGAGGAGCUGGGUGCUGCUGGGGAGGGGGCUCCACUCUACGCCUUCCAGCCCCCCCCCGCCCGCCGCACAGGGUGCAGCCUGCCCUCCUCUCCUGGGGCUGCCCAGCCCGAGGGGCCGCACCAGGGACCGGCUGCCGCCCGCUCCUCUGACUGUCUGCACCGCGGGGCAGGCAGCCGCAUCCUGCUGCUGCUCUGCAACACAGUGGGCACCGGCCCCCAGCUCGCCAGGUUCGGGCCACCACUGUUGCUGCGGGAAGAGAGGAGUGUCUCCUGGGAGCAGCUCCAGCAGAGCAUCCUAGCCCAGCUGCGGGCCCUGCUGCAGGGAGAGGUGCAGGCAAAGGGCACAGGGGCCCUCUUCCGCAUCCGCCUGGCCGGGGGCUCAGACCCCUGCACCUACCUGUCCCCACAGGACCCCCGCCCUCUCUGCCACCCUGCCGUCGACAGAGCCCUGCAGCUGAGUGGGGCAGGUGGCCCUCCCCAUGUGAAGCUGACGGUGGAGUGGGAUGUGAGCACCAAAGAGCGCCUUUUCGGCAACCUCCAGGAGGAGGUGGUGCAGGAUGCGGAGAGUGUGCGGCUGCAGCAGCAAGCGCAUGGGCAGCAGCACAGCUGCACACUGGAUGAAUGCUUCCAGCUCUACACCAAGGAGGAGCAGCUGGCCCCGGAUGACGCCUGGCGCUGCCCGCACUGCAAGGUGCCCCAGCAGGGCAUGGUGAAGCUGAGCCUUUGGACACUGCCCGACAUCCUCAUCAUCCACCUCAAGCGCUUUCGCCAGGUGGCUGAGCACCGGCACAAGCUCACCACACUGGUGAGGUUCCCCCUGCGGGGUCUCGACAUGGCCCCUCACGUGGCACAGCGGGGCCAAGCUGGUGGGCAGCUGUUGGGGCGCUGGGCCUGGCAGGGCCCCCCCCGCCUGCCCCCAGGCUGCCCCCGUGACUCCCUCUACGACCUGUACGCGGUCUGCAACCACCACGGCAGCUUGCAGGGUGGGCACUACACUGCCUACUGCUGCAAUGCCCUGGAUGGGCAGUGGUACAGCUACGACGACAGCAGGGUGGAGGGGGUGCCGGAGGCCGAGGUGAGCACCCGCAGCGCCUAUAUUCUCUUCUACCAGCGCCGCAAGGCUGUGCCCACAUGGUCUGCUGGCAGCUCCGUCAGGGGCUCCCCGCUGGCGGAGCACUGGCUGUCCCGCCUGGACAGCAGCACAGGGGACACUGCAGCUGCCCAGCCCUCCCUGCCGGGCACCCACCAUGCCACUGCUGCCCAGGAGAAAGGAGGCUUCGAGGCCAGGCCCUUUGUGCGGGGCGUGCAGCGCCGCAGCCUUAGCGCCCAUCCCCCUGCCACUGGCGGCCGGUCCCUCGCGUGCCAGGAGCGGGGCCCGGGAGAGCUCGUGUCCUACCUGGAGUCCGGGCGCCGGCCUCGCUGCACGCAGCGCUCGCUGCUCCCGCUCGGCACAGGGGGCACCCCCCGCCAGCCCCUGCGCGUGCCCGCGCUGCGGCGAGCGGCCAGCGCCGGUCCCGAGGGGUCCCUGCGUGUGCCCCUCGGAAGCCAGAGCAGGAGGGGCACGGGGGGGCUGCCGCGGGCAGAGGGGGAUGCGGGUGACCCCAGCCUGGCAGCCCUGGUGCACUCGCGGAGCUUGGCCAGCCUGCCCCUGCACCGGGAGGGAGGCCUGCGGCGCUCGGCCUCGCUGGGCAGGGGCACGGGCACGGGCACGGGCACGGGGGGGCCUCCCCUGCCCGCCUGGGGUCCCCCUGGGGCCACGCUGCGGCGCGGGCAGCAGCUCACAGGCUCCCUGCAGCGCCCGGCAGUGCCCGAGUCCAGCUUCUGAGCCAUGGCCAGUGGGGCUCCCGCCAUGGGGGCUCCCUGGCUGGGGGUGUCUCAACACAAGGGCUUCUGAGCCAGGGGAUCCCAAACAAAGGUCACGCUGAGCCAGGAACAUCCCAACCUGGGGGCAUCCCAGUGGAGACAGUCAGGUAUCCCUAAGAUGGGUCAUCCCAAACCAUGGGAGGGCCUCCCAAACAGCGAGCAUCCCCAACCUCCCAAAUGAAGGCAUCCUGAUUUUGGGCUCCCAAACCAGGGACAUCCUGAACCAAGGGCAUCCUGAGCUGGAGGCUCCCAACCUUGGGGGAAUUCCAAACCAGGGUAUCCCAGCCCAGUGGUUCCCCAACAGGGGCUGUCCUGAACUGGAAGCUCCCGAACAGGGAAUCCUGACGUGGGGGCUCCCAGAUGAUGGUAUGCUGACUCAGGGCACCCCGACCCAGGGGCAUUCCAAACAGGGGCAUCCCAAACUGCAUGUUCCUGACCUGGGGACAUCCCAAACUGGUGGCUCUGAAACCAGAGCCAGGAGUAUCCUGAGCUAGGAGCACCACUCACCCCCCUGCCCAUGCCCCUUCCCAUGGAGCAGGCGGACAGGGGCUCCCCAGCCCUGUCAGCUCUAAGGCACGAGAGUAUUUAUUGUAGCUGGAGAGUUUUAUUCAGGUGCUUUUUGUUUUCCAAAAGGCAGCUGUUGGGGGGCUGGGGGUCCCCACACCACACUCUAUGCAACCCAGGAUUUCUCCAGCCAGCUUUUGUACACAGGGGCUGCUGCCCACUGCACACCGUUUCUAUUAAAGACACUGAAAGGA